AUGUGGUGCUUUUCGUCGCCUGCACUGCGUCUGUUGCGGUCGGACGCUGCGACAGUUACGGAGGCUGCAAGUCGAUCCUUUGUGCAAGGUGGCCCUCCCCCACCGAAACUACAGGAGGGGAUCGAGCCAUUGAAAAAACUUCGCUCCUACCGAGCUGAGAUGGACGCCCGAUAUGAGGAGGAGCAGAGGGCUGAGCGUGAGCUCUACUCCCGAACACCCAACGUCCCUGCGCCCCUCCCCCAUAAUAGUUACGUGAAAGGGCAAUACGGCAUGAGGCGGCGCAUAAAGGUUCAGAGUACAGAAGAUCAAAUAAGCGUUCAUACACUUAACGAGGCUGUCGAAACGGGCAAUCAUGCAAUGAGAAAAGGAUGA
This is a messenger RNA of Trypanosoma brucei brucei TREU927, 372 nucleotides long. RefSeq lists its product as hypothetical. NCBI's taxonomy places the organism in Eukaryota, Euglenozoa, Kinetoplastea, Trypanosomatida, Trypanosomatidae. Bases 1 to 372 code for a protein of 123 amino acids. The transcript has a single exon. The record is from RefSeq and is a predicted model, not a curated record.